This is a messenger RNA of Somion occarium, 1229 nucleotides long. NCBI's taxonomy places the organism in Eukaryota, Fungi, Basidiomycota, Agaricomycetes, Polyporales, Cerrenaceae. The record is from the annotation of a GenBank genome assembly.
ACAUACUACAGCGAACAAUGAAGCCCCAACAGCUGCUCCUGCUCAAACCCUUUCGAAGAAUGCCCAAAAGCGGCUGGCAAAAGCUGCAUCUCUAGCGGAGAAAAAGAAAGAACGGCGUGCACAUGAGAAGGAGAAGAGAAAAGAGAAGAAGCGGCAGAGAGCGGAGCAGAAGCCUGCUGGAGAACUGGAUGAGGAAGAAGAGGCCAGGCAGAAGAAGAAAGCUAGGAUUGUGCCAAAGAAACCGUUCAAUGCGAGGAUCGUGAUCGACUUGGGUUUCGAUGAGUUAAUGUCUGAGAAUGAAAUCAAGUCUUUGACCUCCCAACUCGCAUACACAUAUAGUGCAAACCGAAAAGCAGUCCAGCCGUUCUCUUCAUUGUUAUUCACAUCGCUGAAUGGCCGAACUUAUACCCGUCUGGAGACUAUCAGCGAUGCCGCAUACAGGCGUUGGCAUAACUCCGAGUGGUGGUCAGAAAGCUAUGAACGGCUGUGGGAAGGUCCACCAGCUUCUGCGGGCGAAUCAAGUACAUCAGGCGAAGCUCAACCUACGAAUGAGGGAACUAAUAAGGCCAACGGAGAUCAACUCGAGAAGACUCCCGAAUCGCAAGCUGUCCCCAGAGAGAGUAUCGUCUACCUCACGGCAGAUUCUGCGGACGAACUUACCGAACUGAGGGAAGAUGAGACGUACAUUAUCGGUGGACUCUGCGACCACAACCGCUAUAAGAACCUCUGUUUCAAGAAAUCUCAGACAACAGGCAUUCGUUCAGCUCGCCUUCCUAUAGGAACCUACCUUUCCGAACUCAAGACUCGCAAAGUACUCACGGUCAAUCAAACAUUUGAGAUCCUACUGAAAUGGGUCGAGACGCGAGAUUGGGAACAAGCAUUAUAUUCAGUCGUUCCCAAACGAAAGUUUCAGGAUAUAGCGGGUUCCACAGCGAAGACACCUGAAGCUGCGACUACUGACGGUGUCAGUGUUAAGCAAAUGGUGGUUGAUGCGGCAGAGUUAGAAGACGAGGAUAACGAGGGCGUUGAUAGUGGUGAUGAGGCUGGGAUUGCUAUUGCUGCUCCUCUUGAACCUAUGACUUCGAGUGAAAACGGUCCUGCGAUAGUCAUGGAUCCAGAUGAUAACAAAGAAGUGCCACCGUAGUACGUAUUGCAAAAUGAAUCAAAUUCAGAUUGUACUACAGCACAUCUUUCAAGUUGGUCUGAGCGGUGCCUCGUUCGAGAGCUCU